This is a messenger RNA of Dioscorea cayenensis subsp. rotundata (Guinea yam), 2075 nucleotides long. Its product is annotated as SUN domain-containing protein 4-like. The record is from RefSeq and is a predicted model, not a curated record. The coding region runs from base 220 to 1995 and encodes 591 amino acids. Lineage: Eukaryota; Viridiplantae; Streptophyta; Magnoliopsida; Dioscoreales; Dioscoreaceae. Gene Ontology annotation, biological process: protein folding in endoplasmic reticulum. Gene Ontology annotation, cellular component: membrane; cytoplasm. The transcript has 5 exons.
GCCAGCUGUAACGGGACCUUCAAGAAAAGCAAUCAAUUUAUUUAGGAAUUUCGAGAGAAAGAUCGAGUGAAACGCAAGAGAAAUUUCGAUCUAGCUUUUCAAUGGAUUGAGUUUUUGAUUUUGUGGAGGAGGAGAAGAAGAAGAAGGCAACGGAUCAAAGUGAGGAACUCUUCCGGAUUUGAUUUUGGGAAUUUGAGACUUUAAUUGGAUUCAUGAUCGAUGCAGAGAUCACGUAAAGCUCUUCUGCAAAGAAGAGCUGUAUCAGAGAAGAACUCUAUCUCAGGGAGGGCGCGGUUAUACAAAGUGUCUCUCUCACUGGUUCUUUUGUUGUGGGGGAUUAUCUUCCUCCUUAACUCUCUGAUAAGCCAUGGUAAUGGUUAUAAAGAUGGCCUGGUUUCUGUGAGUGAUGAAUCUAUCUGCCAUGAAACUGACCCAGGUUCAAGUGAAGAGGUUCAUGAACAUGGAGUUCGAUUAGCACCAUCACAUGCUUCUGAUGAGAAUGUUCAUCAGAACUCCAUAUCCGGGAGUGAAUCUGUGAAGCAUCUUACAGACAUUUCUGCUAAGGAAGACAAUCAAUUGUCAACAAAUGGAGAAAAGCAGGCUGAAGAAAACUCUGAAUUAAACCAUAAGGCAGAGGAUGGAACAUUUUCACUAAACAACAAGGUGGAACCUCUAGCAAAGAAUGAGAGAGUACCUCGUGUCGCGCCUCUGGGUCUUGAUGAAUUUAAAAGCCGAGCUAUCACUCCAAAAGGAAAGCCCCAAUCAAGCAAAGAUGCUGUUGUGCACCGAGUGGAACCUGGGGGAAAAGAGUACAAUUAUGCAUCUGCUAAUAAGGGUGCAAAGGUCCUGGCUUUCAACAAGGAAGCUAAGGGUGCUUCCAAUAUCUUAGACAAGGAUAAAGACAAAUAUCUUCGGAAUCCAUGCUCAGCGGAGGAGAAAUUUGUUGUCAUUGAACUUUCAGAAGAGACCUUGGUAGACAGCAUUGAGAUGGCGAACUUUGAGCAUUAUUCAUCUAACUUGAAAGAUUUUGAACUGUUGGGCAGUUUGGUUUAUCCGACAGAUAACUGGACAGAGAUAGGGAAUUUUACAGCAGGAAAUGUAAAACAUGCACAGAGGUUUUCUCUUCAGGAGCCUAACUGGGCAAGAUAUCUGAAACUGAAUUUGCUUAGUCAUUAUGGUGCGGAGUUCUACUGUACAUUAAGUGUGGUAGAAGUGUAUGGUGUGGAUGCUGUUGAGAGGAUGUUGGAGGACUUGAUCUCAGCACAGAAAAACCAUUUGGAACCUGAAGAACACAACAAAGAACAAACAGCAGUGCAAGAACCUUCUGAUGGUGGGGUUGAUCUUGACCAGGAACGUGAGAGUGCAAUAGAUUCUGAGGCACAAGGUGACAGUGUGAAGCUAAAACAAGAGGCUCGGAGAAAUAAUGUGCCUGAUCCAACUUUAGAGUCAAAGCCACCCCAAGUUGGAAGGAUGCCUGCGGACACUGUUCUCAAGAUACUAAUGCAGAAGGUGCAAUCUCUUGAUGUGAAUUUCUCAGUUUUGGAGAGGUACCUCGACGAAUUGAAUGGUAGAUAUGGCCGCAUAUUUAAAGAUUUUGAUGAUGAUAUUGCUAAUAAGGAUAAGCUUUUGGAGAAGAUCAUAUUGGAUAUAAAGAAUCUUGAAAGCCAAAGAGAUGUGUUUGCCAGUGAUAUAGGAGAGCUCCUCUCAUGGAAAACUAAGGCUUCCUCGCAAUUGGAGCAGUUAAUCAAGGAUAAUUCCAUUCUCAGAUCGGAGUUUAAGAAGCUUCAUGAUCAUCAUGUUGACGUGGAGAACAAGAUCCUUGCGGUAAUAUUUAUGAGUUUUGUCUUUGGUUGUUUAGCAGCUGCAAAAUUGUUUAUGGGUUUGUUAUUGAGAAUCUACAGAAUACAUAAUUCUGAUAAAUUUUGUCAAAAUAACUCUGCUUGGCUUGUGUUGUUGCUGAGCAGUGUCAUUAUAGCAAUUAUCCUUGCAUUAUAAUAGUUACAUGUAUUGAGUUUGAGAAAUUAUUAUAUUGCGGCAAGUUAUACAAUGUUGGAGAAAUUAUUUUUCGAGGCUUC